Molecule: messenger RNA, 714 nt
Organism: Protopolystoma xenopodis
Lineage: Eukaryota; Metazoa; Platyhelminthes; Monogenea; Polystomatidea; Polystomatidae
Source: the annotation of a GenBank genome assembly
AUGAAAAUAUCGUGCGCCUAUACGACUAUAGCGUAUGCCUCUUAUUUAAUUUCUUCCUUAGAUUUCCAAAGGUGGCGUCUAUUUGGAAAAAGAACUCUACCGGAAGAGACGAUCAAACAUUUCUUAAUACAAAUUGGUGCAGCGAUGGAUGCUAUGAACAGAAAGGGAAUAAUGCAUCGAGAUUUAAAGCCCGGAAAUAUAUUACUCACGCAUUAUGGCGAUACAAAUAAGAAUAUAUUAGAAAUACCUGGUCAUCUUAUUUCAUUUAAGCUUGCUGAUUUUGGAUUCGCAAGAUUUCUGCAGGACGGUAUGAUGGCAGUUACUAUGUGUGGUUCACCUAUGUACAUGGCACCUGAGGUCCUAAUGAAUCAUAAAUACGACGCCUUGGCAGAUAUAUGGAGUAUGGGGAUUAUCGUGUACCAAUGUCUUACCGGAAAAGCCCCCUUUUAUGCGAACACUCCCGAGGCCUUGAAGAAUAUUUAUGAAAAGACGCCACUGUUAAGACCUAAGAUUCCAGCCACCACAACUUCAUUACUAAAAGAUCUUCUUCUAAAAAUGUUGGUCAGAGCACCUCCCGAGCGCAUAGACUUUCAUGGAUUCUUGACUCAUCCUUUUCUUCAACGUGGAAAAUUCGAUCCCUAUUGUAAGUCUAUAUUGAUGAUUAGUGCACUGCCCUCCUAUCACUUUAUAUAUAUAUCUAUUUAUAUGUAUUAG